GGUAAAAUGUCCGCGAUGGAGGUGGACCCGCAGGAGGAAGAAGUUGAGGUGCCGUCCUCGAGCACCUCCAAGCACGACAAGAAGAGGUUCGAGGUCAAGAAGGGUGAGUGGAAUGCCGUAGCACUGUGGCGUGGGGACAUCGUGGUGGACAACUGUGCCAUCUGCCGUAAUCACAUCAUGGAACUCUGCAUCGAGUGUCAGGCCAACCAGGCAUCUGUCACCUCCGAGGAGUGCACUGUGGCCUGGGGCGUGUGCAAUCACGCCUUCCACUUCCACUGCAUCUCCCGGUGGCUCAAGACGAGGCAGGUGUGUCCGCUAGACAACCGGGAGUGGGAGUUCCAAAAGUAUGGGCACUAGGAGACCAACCGUCACUACAUUCCUCACCGCUCCACCUCUUCCUACUCCACCUUUACUUCUCAGGGUGGAGGAUGAUGCCUUCUGCUGCUCCCUCUGCCUCUGUGUCUCUUUACUUCUUCUCUCAGCACCACACAGCCCCUCACUCCAAAUGUUAUGCUAAGGUAGACUACAGCUGAAGAUGAAAAGUAAUAAUAAUGGAAUUCUUUGCUUGUGAUGAUGGAAAGAAAAAAAUAUUUAAGAAAGUCAAUAAAAAAUGUUGUCCUCCUUUUUUUGUA
Scylla paramamosain (green mud crab) is the source of this 632-nucleotide messenger RNA. It is a transcript of the gene Roc1a, whose product is annotated as RING-box protein 1A-like. Gene Ontology annotation, biological process: ubiquitin-dependent protein catabolic process; protein ubiquitination. Gene Ontology annotation, cellular component: nucleus; cullin-RING ubiquitin ligase complex. The record is from RefSeq and is a predicted model, not a curated record. Gene Ontology annotation, molecular function: cullin family protein binding; ubiquitin protein ligase activity; zinc ion binding. Lineage: Eukaryota; Metazoa; Arthropoda; Malacostraca; Decapoda; Portunidae.